GCGCUUUGCGCUGUUUACGGCGCAGGCGCGUUACUUCCUCCUAGAGCUCUCUUCAGUGUGUUUGCGUUGUGUCUAAACUGCCGGCGAGUUUAACAAAAUAUUUUACCAAUAGCAGCUAUGUCGGGCAGGUCGGUCCGCGCCGAGACACGGAGUAGGGCGAAAGAUGACAUCAAGCGGGUUAUGGCUGCUGUUGAGAAAGUACGAAAUUGGGAGAAGAAAUGGGUAACUGUCGGCGACACAUCCUUGCGAAUCUACAAGUGGGUGCCUGUGACCGAACCCAAGUCAAAUGAUAAGAGCAAAAACAAGAAGAAAGCCAACAAUGACAAGUAUGGGUCGGAGAUCACAACACCAGAAAACAGCUCUUCUCCCGGAAUGAUGGAUAUGCAUGAUGAUAACAGUAACCAGAGCUCCAUUGCUGACUGCUCUCCCAUGAAGCAGGAGAACAGCAACAGUGCCAGCCCUGCCCAAGAGGCCAUGGCAACUUCCCAGAGUGACAGCAUUGAGGCCAAGAGUGACCAGAGUCAGUCCCCUGGCAAAGAGCAGCUGAAGAGCACAGACAGCAAGAGUGGAAAUGUUCACCCCUCAGCAUUUUCAAACACAAGCACACCUAAGAGAGACCGAAGGUCCACGGGAAGGAAUGAACCAUCCUCGGACACUCCUCAAGAUUCUCAGGAAUCUGAAGAUGGCACUCCUCCCAAUAAGAAGGGGAAGUUGGAAACUCCCUCAGAUUUCCUCAAAACCAGCUAACUUGUCUUUUACCAUCACCAAUUCCUUGAUCUGUUGCCAUGUCCUCAGCCCUCCUGUGUCUUAAUUUCUUUAUUCUUCUGAAUUGGUCCAAGUGACAUCCAGCACCCACCUCUACCCCAAAAAAGACUUUAAAACUUAAACUAAACCAGGAUCUGCUGGAUGGGGCAGUGUCGACCUAAACUGCAGCUAAAUCUCAUUUUGCCACACAUCCGCUAUUUUUGUUCUUAAGUAUAUGUACAUAUAUUUAGUUUUUGUUCAUGCGGGUCAACACACUGUUUGAAUCCUCUUAAGAUCUGUUGGUUCUGCUGCUGUUCUGUUUAUUACUUUGACAGUAAAACAUUUAGUUAAUUUAACUAAAGACAAUACCUACAUAUUUAGUGCCAUUCAGUCAGUCGCAUAUCUAUUUCCUUUUCUCCUCUUAUGGAAACUCACUUGUAGCAUAGUCCUGUUACCAGAUUAGUUGUGUACCUUGAAUUACCAGAAUAAUGAAAAACAUGUUGAUUUGUUUAAAUUGUAUGUAUACUUCAAUCUGGUAUAACAAGUGCCCAGUUUUCGUUAACCUGUAAAGCAUUUUUCAGUGCAUAUGUAGGCUGUUUGGUUAUAGAUGGCUCUUUGAAUACCUCACUGGAGUCCAGCAGUGCUGGCAACACUAUGUAUAGAUUAUUAAACUAAGUAUAACCUUUUA
Oncorhynchus tshawytscha (Chinook salmon) is the source of this 1432-nucleotide messenger RNA. Its product is annotated as B-cell CLL/lymphoma 7 protein family member A-like. The record is from RefSeq and is a predicted model, not a curated record. Bases 118 to 747 code for a protein of 209 amino acids. The transcript is spliced from 6 exons. NCBI's taxonomy places the organism in Eukaryota, Metazoa, Chordata, Actinopteri, Salmoniformes, Salmonidae.